GGGGAAGCCGUAGCCAUGGCGGCGGCUGUGGCCUUGGUGGGAGGCGUCAACGGGACUGAGCUAGGCCUCGCGGAAGAACUCGCCAAACUCGAGUAUCUGUCUUUGGUGUCGAAGGUUUGCACUGAGUUGAACAAUCACUUGGGGAUCAACGACAAGGACCUGGCUGAAUUUGUCAUCAGUCUUGCUGAGAAAAAUACCACCUUUGAUACUUUUAAGACUUUCCUCGUCAAAAAUGGUGCAGAAUUCACGGAUUCUCUUAUCAGUAACUUGCUGCGUCUCAUACAAACCAUGCAGCCUCCCCCAAAGUCUUCUACUGGCAAAGACCCAGUUGUUAAACCCAAAACUGAGAAAGAAAAGCUGAAAGAACUCUUUCUAGUCCUUUGCCAACCAGACAACCCUUCUGUUUGGACCAUGCUGGAUGAGGAUGAUGUGAAAGUCGCUGUGGAUGUCCUGAAAGAACUGGAGGCUUUAAUGCCCAGUGCAGCGGGCCAGGAGAAGCAAAGAGAUGCCCAGCACUGGGACAAGGCAAAGAAGAAGAAGCGGAGCCGGAACCGAGAACGAGACCGUGAUAGAGACCACAAGCGGAGACACCAGUCCCGCUCUCGAUCACGUUCCAGGACCCUGGAGAGGAAUAAAGGGAAGUCUAGAUAUCGGUCCAGGAGCAGAAGUCAGAGUCCCCCCAGAGACCGGAAGGACCGAGACAAAUGGGAGAGGAAUCUGGACAGAUGGCGGGAUAAGCACGUGGACUGCCCUCCCCCGGAAGAGCCCGCUAUCGGGGAAGUUUACAGUGGCAAAGUUACCAGCAUCAUGCAGUUUGGAUGUUUUGUGCAGCUAGAGGGACUAAGGAAGCGGUGGGAAGGUCUGGUGCAUAUUUCUGAGCUCCGGCGGGAAGGCCGUGUCGCUAAUGUGGCUGAUGUGGUGAGCAAAGGCCAGAGAGUCAAGGUCAAAGUGUUGUCUUUCACUGGGACCAAGACCAGUUUGAGCAUGAAGGAUGUGGAUCAAGAGUCUGGGGAAGAUCUAAACCCAAAUCGAUGACGAAAUCUUGUCGGGGAGACCAAUGAGGGGACUUCUAUGAGGAAUCCCGACAGACCCACUCACCUCUCCCUCGUCAGUGCCCCUGAAGUAGAGGAUGACUCGCUGGAGCACAAGCGCCUUACCCGCAUCUCUGACCCAGAGAAGUGGGAGAUCAAACAGAUGAUUGCUGCUAAUGUACUUUCUAAAGAAGAGUUUCCAGACUUUGAUGAAGAGACUGGCAUUCUUCCUAAAGUAAAUGAUGAAGUAGAUGAGGACCUUGAGAUGGAACUGGUUGAGGAAGAGCCUCCCUUCCUGAGAGGGCACAGCAAGCAAAGCAUGGACAUGAACCCUAUUGAAAUUGUUAAGA
Myotis myotis is the source of this 1381-nucleotide messenger RNA. RefSeq names its product ATP-dependent RNA helicase DHX8-like. Gene Ontology annotation, molecular function: RNA binding. The coding region runs from base 16 to 1035 and encodes 339 amino acids. The transcript has a single exon. The record is from RefSeq and is a predicted model, not a curated record. Gene Ontology annotation, biological process: RNA stabilization. NCBI's taxonomy places the organism in Eukaryota, Metazoa, Chordata, Mammalia, Chiroptera, Vespertilionidae.